AUGGCAUGGCCAAGGGCUCGCAGGCUCGCAGUGGCUCCGCCAGGCCCGAACGCCCAAAGUGGCGCCAAGGCGCGGCCCAAAGGCAUGGCCACGCGAGUCCAGGCGCGCGAGCCGCGCGAGCUGCGAGACGUCCGCGGAGCUGCAACAAGUGCCACAAGCCAAACGAGGCGAGAGACGGUGAUCGAGCUGCAGGACCCGACAGAAGCAACUCAGGAGGCCUUGUUUGGAGAAAAUCCAUUUUUGGGAGUGGAGUGCAUGUCCACACCCGCUUUGGGGUCGGGGUCGGUGCAACAGGUCCAUGGUGUCGCGUCGAGCGCGUCGACCGCGUGUCAAGUGCAGCUGGAUGAUCCUCCAGGUCUGUCCAUCCACCCACCGUGCACUCCCUUAGCCUGGCAGGAUGAGGACACUCUCGUGGAGGAGAAGAGUUUGAGCCCCAUUGGUGGGGCUAGCCCUCAGGUUCGAAACACCGGACCACUACCAGUGGCUUGCAGCCUUUGCUCAGUUCAAGCCUUCACGCCCAAUUCACCGCCGACCUUUGUCUCCUCCCAGAUCCAGAGGCCCCCGUCUCCCGAGGGCAACGUCUCGGCGGAAGACGGCGCGGUCAAGCAGAUCGCGGACAUCGUGGCAGACGCGGAGGCCAAGAUCAUGCGUCGGAUGGAAGGUUGGACAAGUGAAGGCAGCAUCAUGCACCAGCUGGCAUCAGGGACCGUGAGCGAUUUGCGGCUCUCCAGUGCCAUUGCAGGAGACUGCCUGAAGCUGAAAAGCACUGUGGAGGACCUGAAAGGCCGGAUGUCCAGCUUGGCGGACGAAAAUCAUCGGCUGCGCAGCCGGCUGCGAGAUGAGCUCACGAGACCGGAGGAGUCCAGGACGCCGCGAACACCUCCCUCCGAACUGCACAGCAUGCUGCAAAUGAUGCAGCAGCAGCUGCAACAACAGCAGCAGCUCAUUGAGCUCUUGGGCACCCGACCGCGGGCAGGUGUCACCACGCCGCCCGCUCCGCCUGCAGCUCCGGGCACAGCGACAAAGGCCCCGUUGACCGCGGAAGCGCCGCUGCCCGGCCGUGCGGGCAGCGCGGGGUGUACUUGGCGGUUGUCUGCAGCGCCGGACCACUCAGCUGUAGCUCUGGCCGAACCGAUCACGAGGCUGGUGGCGCGCGAGGGUCCGCCGAAGAACGGCGCUCGUGCUGAACUGCUAGUCACACCUCCCGUGACGCCGCCAGCUCCGCUUCCAGCUCCGCCCACAGCGCCACGGAGAUGUCUCACGCCUCGCGGCCUGACGGCACUAACGCCAGGAAGAGAUGGACCACAUCUCUUGGAGCGCUGUGGUCCUUUGCUGGACAACUCAGCGCCAAUGGGCUGCCCCAGGCGUAGUUUGACGCGAGCGACCUCAGCUCCAGCGCGGAGAGGAGGUCCAAGUCCAGCUUUCUUGGGUGUGCAGGCAGCUCAGCAGGUGAAGACCAAGCCCCUACACACCUGGGCCAGAGAGGUGGCCACAGUUCCUGGUAGGUGCGCGCCAGGUGUCCACCUUGGCGGCUGGGGGAUGCCGAGACCGGCUCCUUGGCCCGGUGGUCCGAGGCCCUGCCCGGCCAGAGCAUGUGUCCCAGGACCUUGUGUGAGGCCCCUGUUUAGCGGGUCCGGAGCUGCUCGGACGCUGAAUGGCUGA
Molecule: messenger RNA, 1662 nt
Organism: Durusdinium trenchii
Lineage: Eukaryota; Dinophyceae; Suessiales; Symbiodiniaceae
Source: the annotation of a GenBank genome assembly